Asparagus officinalis (garden asparagus) is the source of this 3167-nucleotide messenger RNA. RefSeq names its product probable metal-nicotianamine transporter YSL9. Lineage: Eukaryota; Viridiplantae; Streptophyta; Magnoliopsida; Asparagales; Asparagaceae. The coding region runs from base 443 to 2554 and encodes 703 amino acids. Gene Ontology annotation, cellular component: plasma membrane. Gene Ontology annotation, biological process: response to iron ion; seed development. Gene Ontology annotation, molecular function: iron-nicotianamine transmembrane transporter activity; oligopeptide transmembrane transporter activity. The record is from RefSeq and is a predicted model, not a curated record. The transcript has 8 exons.
UGUUCUUGUCGUCCCUUGAGAUUUAUCUCAAGACAUCCAUAGUUUUCUAUUCCAUUGGCCAUCUCAUUUACAAUUACAGAGACAAUUGACAAACAGGAAGAAGAUCAUCAACUCAACUCAACUCAAAAUGCGCAUUAAUUAGUCCCCGUUUGCCAAUCACCCAUCAUCCCAAAAGUCACUUCCCCCCAUUUUUUGGUCCCUCCAAUAUGACUACCUCCUUGAGAGAUCCUCCUUCAGCUCUUCAAUAUCGAAUCUCAUCCGACUCUCUUUAGUCUUUACCCACCAAAGAAACGUAGUGUUUGCACUAACGUUGCUUUCCGUCAGUUAAUGAAAAAGGUAGGAGGAAGAAGAACCAAGUCAACUGAACAUUAAAAAAUAAAAUAAAGCCUUCCCAUAUUUGUUUCUCCCUCUAUAUAAGAGCUUUGUUCUGCAACAAACUUGUAUGCAGUCUAAAGCGAUUCUUCGCCUGAGAGACACCGGCUUAUUUGGUGCUUGUCAUUCUUGCUCGCUCUUCUCAGAAGACAGGGCAAGAGAAGUUAUGGCGAUCCUCCCAAUCGAAGGGCAAGAAAGAGCGAGGCUCGAGAUUGAGGGAGCGAAUGACAUGGAGGAAGGAGAGGCUUCCAAGAACUUGGGGGCAAUCCCCCCAUGGAAAGAGCAAAUAACCAUUCGGGGCCUCGUUACUAGCCUCAUCAUCGGGAUCAUGUACACUAUUAUUAUUAUGAAGCUCAGUUUGACUACAGGGCUCGUGCCAACCCUCAAUGUCUCCGCUGCUCUUCUUUCCUUUGUCCUUCUCAGGACUUGGAUUAAGCUGCUUAACAAGGCUGGCAUCAUGUCUAAGCCUUUUACAAAGCAAGAGACUAAUGUGGUUCAGACCUGCGCGGUUGCCUGCUAUACGAUGGGAUUUGGAGGUGGGUUUGGGUCUUAUUUGUUGGGCCUGAACAAGAGGACUUAUGAACUAGCAGGCACAGAUACGAAGGGGAAUAUUCCAGGGAGUUAUAAGGAGCCUGGAAUUGGAUGGAUGACUACAUUUCUCUUUGUUACCAGCUUCGUUGGUCUUUUCGUAUUGAUUCCACUCAGAAAGAUUAUGAUUAUAGACUACAAGUUAACUUAUCCAAGUGGCACUGCAACGGCUGUCCUCAUCAAUGGCUUUCACACUUCCAAGGGAGACAAAAUGGCUAAGAAGCAGGUUCACGGGUUCACUAAAUACUUCUGUUUCAGCUUUCUCUGGAGCUUCUUUCAAUGGUUUUUCUCGGGGGGUGAUGUCUGUGGAUUCGCACAGUUCCCAACUUUUGGUUUACAGGCUUAUAAGGAGACAUUUUUCUUUGAUUUUAGCCUGACAUAUGUCGGAGCUGGUAUGAUCUGUUCGCAUCUUGUGAAUAUCUCGCUUUUGCUUGGAGCAGUGCUUUCAUGGGGAGUAAUGUGGCCAUUGAUCAGAGAGGAGAAAGGCGUUUGGUUUCCUGCUACCAUCUCAGAGAGCAGCAUGGAAAGCUUGCAAGGUUACAAGGUUUUUAUCUCCAUUGCUUUGAUCUUAGGGGAUGGUUUAUACCAUUUCCUCAAAAUUAGCGCCAUAACUGCAAGAAACAUGCACAUCAAAUUCAGAAGCAAAACUCGUAAACGGGAAGCAGCUGACAACACUGUAUCUCUCGAUGAUCUUCAACUCACGGAAGCAUUCACGAAAGAAACAAUACCUCUUUGGAUAGCCUACGUUGGUUAUGCUAUCUUCACUGUAAUAUCAUUAGUCGCCAUUCCUCGCAUGUUUCCUGAGGUGAAGUGGUAUUAUGUUAUCAUCGCCUACAUCCUUGCUCCAGUUCUUGGCUUCUGCAAUGCUUAUGGUGAUGGUCUUACCGACAUGAACAUGGCUUAUAACUACGGAAAAGUUGCUCUGUUCAUAAUCGCAGCUUGGGCCGGAAAGGAUUCAGGAGUAGUUGCUGGUUUGGUAGUCUGUGGUCUGGUAAAAUCUGUUGUUUAUAUUGGUGCUGAUUUAAUGCACGACUUCAAGACUGCUCAUUUAACUCUAACUUCAUCUCGAGCUAUGAUUAUUAGCCAAGCCAUAGGAACUGCCAUGGGCUGCAUUGUUGCUCCUCUCACUUUCUUCCUCUUUUACAAAGCCUUUGAUGUGGGAAACCCCGAUGGAGCCUUCAAGGCUCCGUAUGCUUUGGUUUACAGAAACAUGGCGAUUCUUGGAGUUGAGGGAUUCUCUGCGCUUCCUGGCCAUUGCCUUCAGCUUUGUUAUGGGUUUUUUGCCUUCGCUGUUGCGUGUAAUAUAAUGAAGGAUAUUAUUCCAAAAAAAUAUGGGCGGUUGAUUCCUUUGCCGAUGUGCAUGGCAGUGCCUUUCCUUGUUGGAGCUAGCUUUGCGAUUGAUAUGUUCGUAGGGAGUUUGAUAGUGUUUGGAUGGCACAAGAUUAACAGCAAGAAAGCAGCUUUGAUGAUACCAGCGGUUGCCUCGGGUUUGAUCUGUGGAGAUGGGCUUUGGGUCCUACCAUCUUCCUUGCUUGCUCUGGCUAAGGUCAAUCCUCCCAUCUGUAUGAAGUUUGUAAAACCCUCGGCAGCCUGAGAACUGAUUUUGAGAUCUCACGAGAUUUUCAAUGAGUGUGACUCAGAGAAACAUUCUCCAUUAAUAAAACUGGGUCAACGAUACCCUUUUUACGCCCAUAUUUGGGUCAUGCUGCCGUGCAACUGGGAUGUAAAAGUAUUAGGAUAGGACUGAUACACAAAUGUUUCUGUUGAUAUUUGGGGUUUUCUGUAAAUUGAAUGCGGUAAGAAGCGCACUUUAUGUAGAGUUGCAAAGGUGGAGUCAUUGGAGUCUUGAUGCAGGCGGACCUUUUAUGUGAAGAUCAAGCAGAUUAGGGCUCUUAGGUCCUCGUGACGGUUGCAACGAUCUUACCUUCACCAUGAAUGGACUGUUAAUCUCCGCUACUGUUCUUCGUAAAUGUCGUACUCGUAUUUAUUUUAGUCUUUUCGGGCUUGAUUUUGUUGUAUCGUGUAAAAAUGAGUUCGAGUUCUCAGAAAAGCUCGAUUCCAAUAAAAAUCCGCGACUUCCUUCCUCAAACCCAGGGUUUUAGAUCUUAGAAUUGGAGCUUGUGCUGAUCGGAAUCUAUGUUGUAAAAUCGACUUGCACCAAAACAGAAACACACCUUCUUUCAAAAUACAGUUGAUUCCCUUGUACC